This is a messenger RNA of Phanerochaete carnosa HHB-10118-sp, 3232 nucleotides long. RefSeq lists its product as uncharacterized. The transcript has 11 exons. Bases 50 to 3154 code for a protein of 1034 amino acids. The record is from RefSeq and is a predicted model, not a curated record. Lineage: Eukaryota; Fungi; Basidiomycota; Agaricomycetes; Polyporales; Phanerochaetaceae. Gene Ontology annotation, biological process: DNA damage checkpoint signaling.
CCACUUUCGACGUGCACCACCGCAUCCUGGCGAUGGUCAGCGAACGUCUAUGGAGGACGAAGAUGAUUAUGACAACUAUUUCCCUCCCAUUGAUCUGAGCGCACAAGUGCUUGCCGAGCUCGACUCCGUUGAGCGCAAGUUUGCAGCGACACGACUGGCCAAAGAACCUGAAGAGCCCCCAAAACCACCACCUCGAAAGAAGCAGAAGAUACAACACAGCAGCCAAGAGGACAGCCAAUACGACUCGGUACCGAUUGUUCUAGGUUUUGGUGGAAAUUAUUUCACCCAAGGUCGCGAAGAGACUAAUCAGCGACGCGACCCGCCUAUACCCCAGCAGACGAGACAAAGCACUGCCAUUCACACGAGACCUGCACCUGCGAAAGCAUCUCCCAGCUAUGUAUCAUCUCCUGAGGCUCCGCUUCAGCCGAUACAAGAGGCGCAAGCUCAGCAGUCGCGCGCAUUGCAGCCUGUUAGACAGUCCAGUACACCCAUGUUAAAUGGUUCCCCGCAAGUCGCGUCCCGGAUGCAGACACCACAAGUCGUGGCUCACUCGAAGCAGAAUACCUGGAAUCAUCGAUCUCCGAGCAACAGUGCAGUGGCAGGUCCAUCAAGGCCGUCGCCUGAACCUCUGUCUGCCGGACAAUCCUACGCCCAGGGACAACGACCGCAUGCCAUACAACAGCUUUCCCGCCAGAGUUCUGUAUCUGUUACGGUACCUGCUCGUCAUACGCACAUGGCCCCUGUCAAUGCCCAGAAUCAAGUUGAGCACCAGGUACAGCGGAAUUCGAACGCACCCGUCAUGCAGGCCCGAAAUAAACUGCCACUUGAAGCGCAACCGCUAAGCCCUUUAGACAGGCAGUCUUCUAACAAUACCCAUGUUCCCCAGCAGAGCGCACGGCCUGUUCAUGGCGGCAAGAAACCUAACCACGCCUCCAAUCUGGAGUUGAGCAUCCUGAGGGCACAGGUCGCAGAACUCCAAAGCAGGGUAGAAGUCGCGGAAGAGGCGCGAUAUUUGAAGGAAGGCGAAGUAAGCAUACUCAGGGCCGGUAUCACGAAACAUACGCAAGAUCACAUGGCUGAGAUUGCACGUCUUCAAGCUGCAAGAGAAGCUGCGGAGGCCGCAAAAUUGCAGCUUGUGAAGGAGCAGAAGGAAGAGGUCGAACGACUCAAGACUCAGUACACCUUCCGUCAACACGAAUUGGAGACCUCUUCGCGUAAGCCACCAUGGUCUGCACAAGCCAAGAAGAUCCAGAGCCGACCUAUUGGCUCCCCGAUCGGGACACCUCUGCAGAUGCGCGCAUGGAAUCCUCCUCGGAUCGCCCAGCCGUCAAGUCAAGUAGCGCAGACCCCUCGAAGACCUCGCUUUGGUGAGAUAAUUGUCAGCCCAAAGUUUGCUCAUCCGAAGAUGCUAUUGCCCCCACCCGGUCCGGUCCUGCCUGGUUGGCAGAAUUCGUUCGCGCCGUCCGCCAAGCCAGCAUCGCAGUUGGCAAAAGACAAGGGCAAAGGGCGUUUGCGGGAGCCGACAGUCGCCGAAGAUGACGGACAGGCAUUCUUCGCGCCCGCCUCUUCACCCCCGAGUCCAAGUCCGUUCAAAGAACAUCGCCCGCUGCCCGAUACUACUGCGGUAGAAUAUGUCGCUGUAUCGUCAAAGUCGCCUGCGUCGGCCCCAGAACCUUCAACCCAGGCACCACUCCCUUCAGAACAGGAAGACGAGGACAUCAAGAUAGACGUUAAAAUGGUGGACGACGAGAUGGAAGGCUUCAAGACGGAGGACGUCACUGCCGGGACGCAAGAGGAGGAGAGCCAUGAGAUCGAAUCACCAAACUGGCGAGACGAAUUCCAACGUCUACUGUUCGCGCACCGUGCACCUGGAUCAGAUAUGCCAACCUUGCAUUCACUGCUCAAUUCAUCCAUACCAGCCUCGGCGGCGGCAGACCUACAAAAGAAGUACACAUCGAUUUGCGCAAAGGUAAUGGAGCAUCUGGGGUUGUCAUUUAGACUAGGAGAUUGGGACGCCUACAUUCAGAUAUUCUCUAAUAUCAUCGCCGAACUGGCCUGCAUUCUAGCCACAACCGCGGUGCUCUCGCGGCUAUCUGCUCUGUUCGAUUUGCUCCGAACGCUAUGUUACACGAUCCCUUCUUUCACUGUCGCAUUAAUGACUCCGCCCGCUGACAAUGCAUCGCCACGUAUUCUGACCGCAAUAUGCGACGUCAUACGCACCUAUGGGGAAUACGCAAAAAUGGCGGAGAAUGCUGACGAGCGUAAUGCGCUGGUACAGUUAACAUUUUCCUUACUGGAAGCAUUGGCAUGGAAUAUCCCAGAAGACCUAGUUUCCCAUUUGUCGAUCGUCAUCCGGCGUCACGAAUUUAUGUCUAUAUUUAUUACUCGCAACCAGCCUGUGGGCAUAAUGACGCACUCGGUGAAACUGCUUGCUUUGCUCGCAACGCAUCCUACUCUCUUCCGUCACCUGCUGUCGCCACCAGAGAAAGGGGAGAGCGAAGAAGCUCAGAGCAAAGACCUCGGGAAUCGGCUCUUUCGCAUUCACUCGCUGUGCUACUGUCUCAUAGAGCCCUGUCGAGAUGGUCCGGAACACAAUGAAUUGAAAGAUGCGAUCAUGACAUUCUUCACCACGCUCUCACUCGCGCAUCCGGAUGCGCUCACCAUCUUACUAAAAUCUCGCGCCCUAAUACCAUCUGUCAUCAUAUACCUAUCUAACUUAGCCACGCCGAUCUGGGAAGAGGACGAGGAGCUGGUGUCUUCGCCAGAGGAGGCCUCCCGUCUUGCCAGAAAGAUCCUUCGUGCUAUUGCCCUGUUAUAUUAUCUAAUAUUUACACCCGACCCACCGUUCGACCUUCGACAUCAGUUGCAUCGGCCGCCUGCACGUCACCUGAUGUCCAUUGCCCAUGUCUUCACAGUCACUAUGAGCCGCAUAGGCUACACGAGCCUUCCUAGCUGGCUGAGUGAGGAGCAGAGGUCUAUACUCUCGCAAGCAGUCGGCAUGUCGAAACUGCUUCUCGAGCAAGUCGUUGACGGUCCUGAACUGGACGCCAUAUGGACUGCGUUCCAUGAAGAUGAUCCCCCGGCCGGAGGUGGGGAUGAAGACGAGGAAAACGAAGCCCGGCUGCUGCACCCUGCUGAGGACACCGACCAGUAACAUAUGUUCUCAUUACUCGCGCGACCCCGUAAUACAUAGAUGUUCUUGGUUUGCCGAAUGCAUCUUCCUAGGCCUGGA